GGGAUUGCAGGACUGGGAGAGGGGGCGGGACUUCCUGAUAAAGGGGAAGUGGGAGUGUGAUCAGCGCGGGUGGACGGUGGUUAGGGUGUGGGUGCUGUCAUUGUGAUGGCUGCGCCCGCCACCGCCUCGUUUCGGGCUGAUAAGGAGAGAUUCAUCUGCAUUUAUCCAGCAUAUCUGAAUAACAAGAAGACGAUAGCAGAAGGAAGAAGGAUACCUAUAGACAAAGCUGUUGAAAAUCCCACAUCUACAGAAAUCCAGGAUGUAUGCGCAGCAGUCGGAUUCAACGUGCUGUUAGAGAAAAAUAAGAUGUAUCCCAGAGAGUGGAACAGAGAUGUGCAGUACAGAGGUAGAGUACGAAUCCAGCUCAAACAAGAUGAUGGUAAUCCAUGUUUACCUCAGUUUCCAACACGUAAAUCAGUGAUGCUGUAUGCUGCAGAAACUAUUCCCAAACUGAAAUCAAGAACCCAAAAGAUGGGAGGUAGUGAUCAAAGUCUUCAGCAAGGAGAGGGAGGCAAGAAAGGUAAAGGGAAGAAGAAGAAAUGAGCUCACAUUUGGAGUAAUUGUUACAUCACAUAGUUGCAUUUACGACAAAGGUGGAUGGACAUAUUACUUGCUGCAGCUUCCAAGUGAUGGAUGAAAGCAAGAAAUAAACAGGUGAAGUGGAACAGAACUUUUCUGGGAACUGGAAUGUAUGUAGCUGCCUCUCAUCUAUGUAAAAAUAAACCUGUCUUGACACACAACCUGCAAGUCUGAAGCUAGCACCCGCUUUUAAAAGUGGAAGAACAUAAAGAAAUGGGGUGGGAGGGAGAAUUAUUCUUUACAGAGGAAAUAUGCAGCUUUUGAUAAAUACAUGAAUAAGUACUCUUAUGCAGACUAGAUACCUGAAAA
This is a messenger RNA of Pezoporus flaviventris, 888 nucleotides long. RefSeq names its product signal recognition particle 19 (gene SRP19). The coding region runs from base 106 to 543 and encodes 145 amino acids. Gene Ontology annotation, molecular function: 7S RNA binding. Lineage: Eukaryota; Metazoa; Chordata; Aves; Psittaciformes; Psittacidae. The transcript is spliced from 5 exons. Gene Ontology annotation, biological process: SRP-dependent cotranslational protein targeting to membrane; SRP-dependent cotranslational protein targeting to membrane, signal sequence recognition. Gene Ontology annotation, cellular component: signal recognition particle, endoplasmic reticulum targeting. The record is from RefSeq and is a predicted model, not a curated record.